UGGCCUCUCCGGACGAGACCGGAAAGUGGAGAGGGCUUUACUCGUCGACGAGCUUUCGUCGUGGAGAGCGUGCGCGCGCGCGUGCUAACUCGAGGAGAAAGGAAAAACGGAGAGAAAGGAGGAAGAAGAAGAAGAAGAAGAGGAGGAGGAAGAGGAGGAAGAAGAAAAAGAAGAAGACAAAGAAAAAGGAGGAAGUAGAAGAAGGCGUUCGUUUCGAUUUUUCGCAUUUUAUCUCCAUGACGAAACUCGUUGAGGACGUUUGAGGAGAAAGAAAGAGUGAAGGAGAGAAAGAAAUAGAGAGAGAGAGAGAGAAAGAGAUUCGAAAUAAAAGGAAGGAAGUUAAAAAAGGAGAAAAGCCGAGACGACAACGACAAUAACGACGAUAACGACAAGAAGGAGGAGGUCGUCGUCGGUAGUGGUGGUGGUGGUGGUGGCGGCGGUAGAGGACGAAAGCGUCGGUCGAUCGUAAAAAUGUAAUGACCCGGCGACGAGAGAGGGAAGAGAGGUAGCUCCACUUGGAAAGUUUUAGCAGCAAGCUACGUCGUAACUCCGUGAACGAAGAAGCAUCGCCAACGGUAAAGCUCAUGGCGUGAAGCUCGAACAAUCGACCGGAAGGGGGAUUCGUGGCUAUCGUUUCUCUUUUCUUCUUUUCGUCGUCUCUGCGCGAAGAAUUCGAGCGAAAGCGCUCGAUCACAGAAAUCAGGAUGCACGCGGUUGGAUUGCACUCGGCGCUGGCCAUCAAGCGUCAGAGAAAGCGUCGGGACGAGCAACGUCGUGCUCGCGAGCGCCGUUAUAGCGCUCAAUCGGGUGAGAGCGGACUGACAUCGCCGAGAGCGUCUACCGGUUCCCUGGACCAUCAUCCGAGGCAUCACAAGGGAGGACACCCUAAUCGUGCUGCAGGACAAGGCAUGCUGGACACAAAGGUGGUUACUUCGAUUGGGAUGCUCCAUAUAGGAGUGGUCUUUUUGGUGUUGGGUGCAUUUUUACUGAUGAGCGGUCUUCUACCUGGUGACUUGGCUCACUGGAGUAGCAAGGGCUCUGGUGGUUGGUGGAACGAGCUGGUUGCUGUUGGUCUCUUUGCCAUCUUCGUCGGCAUCUUCCUGAUCAUUCUAAAUCGCGUAAUCGCUAGGAAGGAAGAGAACGAUCUCGAGGAAUACGUUCAAAGACAAUUGACCAGGUCCAGAUCUGGACAUAGAUUAGAAAGAGAUGUCGAAACUGGUGGGCUCACCACCAGACACGCCAGAAGAGUCAAGCAAAUGCAACAAAUACCGUCCGUCGGAUCGAUCACGACUCAAGAUGAAAAGAACUCGGAAAAUUCACCCCCGAGAAGCCCGCCGCCAGCUUACUCGCCACCCCCUGUUAUCAACGGCGAUAAUCAAAACAUACAGUCGGCCCUCUUCCUCGAACAAAUCACCGAAGAAGAAAUCAUCAGCGACCGAGUCGAGACAUCUACGACCAAUAGUCUCAGUCCUGGUUCACCUAGCGAAACGAGAGAACUCCUACAAAAUCCACGAUAUUCCAAGCAAAACGGAAAUCCACAACAGGCUCAUCGACCUCUCUACGUCUCUAGAAUUUAGAUGUCGAAUACCCUCUUAUUUCGUUUCAAUCGUUGUCCUUCAAUUUUCACGGGGAGAAUGAAACUUCUUUACGCGAAUAAAAUGCGAAUCGUUUCUUCAGGGUUAAAACCCUCAAACGUUUUCCCGUUUCAAGCGUCGAUAAAAUAGAUUUUUCGUUCUCGAAGAAAAAUCGUAUAUGUCGUUGGCGCGAAUCUCCUCCAUUGCAAAACUUGUUAUCUGUUCAUACGUUUCUUAAGAAAUCUUCUCCAUCUAUCUAUCAUGCUCGGCAUAUCUUGGAAAAUUUCAAAGAGCUAACAUAAUUUUCGUAUUCUCUUUCGAAGAGAGUUUCAAAGAUAAUAUUUGGUGAAAGGAACCAAUGCUUUAUCCUCUUCGAUGCAACAUUUCUCUGCCCUGAUUCAAGAACGUUCGAUUUGUCUUUGUUGAAAUUUUUUAUCGAAUCUUCUUAUUCAACAAAGAAAAUACCAUAUUUUCGAGCAUUCCUAACUAAAGGAUACGAACUUAGAAAUUAUUAUCAAAUUGAACGAUUAUACGAACUUCCACGAUUGGUUUGCAAUUUAGACAGGGGUCUAUGAAAGUUUGUAAAUUCACUUUCGACGAUCCUUUGCGAUGAUCGUAUAAACGUCAUGCCUUGCGUGACAUUGAUAUCAAUUUCCAUCAACGAGUAGAAGGUAUACUCUUGUCAAAUUAAGUUCAGUAUUACUCCAGGAGUUUGAAAUUUCUGCUUCGAAUCGGAUAGGCUCGUUGUAUCGAUUUAACCCUUUAACCACGAAGAGCAUACGCGUAGAUAUACGUCAAUCGAAUUAUGUCCCACGCAGCAUGUUAUCCAUAAUAUUAUCCGUUAUUACGUUAGUUUGGAUUUACGAAGGACGUGUCCAUAGAAACGUAAAAUUGAUUAGGAAUGUUUCGAAUACGUAAUCGCGGAUUUAAAGUAAAAAAUUUAAUUUAGUUAAAUUUAUUUAAUAGAAGAUAUACGAAUGAAGACUAGACCGUUAUUGUUACAUUUUUCUUAUUUAUAUAUUUAACGAGUACUUUCGACUUACUUUUUACUACCACACACUGCCCGUUCGCAUUUCUAUUACAUUCAAAGUGAAGUUUAUUAGUAACCUUGUGAAAUUCAUUAAUACCCUCAGCGACACUUACGCGAUUAAAGCGAUCAAGAAUUCCAACUUGUAUUAAAUUUUAAAUAGAUUCGUUUUACCGAGAAUAUGUAUUUCUUUCGUGUUAGAAAUCAUUCACGAUCGUAUCAAGGGAUUUUAAAGAAAAAUAGCACAUAAGUGUGGAUCUUCGUAAGUAAAGAUAAUACCUAUGCUAAAAAUAAUACACUAUAAUCGUGGAAGUUCAUUGCGUUUAAUUUUAUUUGCUAUGAGUAUUAUUUUCAAAAGACUAUUAAUAAUUUUAACAUUCCUUUUGCGAUUACAAUCGUUGUUUUUACACUUUGUCUAUAUAUUUUCUAAUCGGAGAAAAUAUAUAUUCGUUUAAUGUCGAUCAUCGAUUUUCAAACGUUUAUUUCGAAUCACGAAGAAACGUGAAAGUGCAGCGAUAUAACAAUCAUAUACGUUUGAUAUCAAUUUUUCAUAUCAUCGUUAAAUCCUUAAUCAGAUCGACAUCAUAAACGGAUGAAGCGGUAAAAUCUUUGUUUUUUUUGCACGAAGUUUGUAAAUACUCGGAAGAUGUUAAAAAACAUGAAAGUCUUUUAUACGUCAAGAUAAAUAAGAGACACGACCGAUAGAAGAAAUUUCCUUACGUAAAUAUAGCCAUUAUAAUUUUAUUUGUUUUAAUUUAUUUUAAUUACUCUCAUGGACAUUCGAUGGUUUUAUGAUGUCAAUACAUCUCAUAAUAUCUAACAUUCCGUAAACUAAUUGAAUAGUUCAUUAAACUUAAAACAUUCCAUGUUUAAAUUAUUUCAUGAAUUAAAUUCCGUGAAUUAAAUUAUUUCAAUAAAUAGGAACAAUGAAUUGUUUUAAUGCAUGUACUAUUGAAUCUUUUGAAAAAGCGUUCGAGAUUUCUUUAGAAAGCUCCUCGCAAAUUUUGCUUCUAUUAUAGUUCUUUGGGAAAGAAUGAAGAAGAUUCACUGUUUUCUUCUCGAUAUUUAUUUGCAGGUUUGUUUGAGCAAUAUAUAUAUAUAUAUAUAUAUAUAUAUAUAUAUAUAUAUAUAAAUCGUGUUUCAAGUUAAUCGAAAGUGAGAAAAUCGUUUAAAUCCUACGAGCUGAUCUUUGGAUCGCAUAUAUCGCCUACGAUAAAUAGAAAUCGUAUUUUCGUCCAAAUAAAGCCUUCGAAGAGGCUUUAUAUCUUUUUCAAUGUGAAUCGAUGUUUAAGCCGUGAAAUGAAGAUAAAUAGAGAUGUGCGAAUGUAAAAUUGAAGAAAAAUUUUAAAGAAACGAAAACUAAGCAUGUGUGUCUCUGUCGUACGAAAUAAUAUAUGUAAUUUUAAGAAAUCGAACGAGGUACGAUAAAAAAAAAACCUCGUGGCAAAUAUUUAGAAAUAAAUAUGAUCGGAUCUACAUAGAGUUUUUUCGAGGAUGACAAGACUCGUCGAAUUUACUUACGAACUUGACAGCCAACGUCGAUAUUACGAGAAAAGAGAAUGGAAUGUUUUAUUAAAAAUGAUGGAAAGAGUGAGUGAGAGUGAAAGAGAGAGAGAGAGAGAGAGAGAGAGAGAGAGAGAGAGAAGUGAUAAAGUAAAGAAUUUUCUCAUAAAUAUGCAAAAUAGAUGAAGUAAAAAAAAAAAGAAGAAGAGGAAGAAAAAAACAGAAAAUAAUAAUAAAAAAAGAAUAAAAUAAAAUAAAAUAAAAUAAAAAGUAAAAAAGAUAAGAAAAACCGGAGAAAACGAAUUCAAGGACCAAGAUAAAUUAAUCCGAAACGAAUGUUAGAGAUAAAGAGCACGAGGAAAGGAAAAUAGAGAAGAAACGAGAUCGAAAGAAGAAAUAAACAAAUGAAAUGAUCGAUUUUGAGAAUUUUUAGCAAGCGGCAUAUCGGAUUUCGCGUGUUCAUUGAAUGGAUUGUUUCAAUCGUAAAAGAAACGAAUAGAUUUUUGGCGACACAGGCGACGGGAGAAAGAGAUACAUAUGAACUAUUAUUAUUAAUCGUAAUUCUAACGUAUUAUCAACGCGAACAUACUCAUUAUCUAUAAACAUUUAAUUCGUCGAACGUCGGGACGAAACUUUUUUUUUUCUAUAAGUGGAUCAAAAUGGCCGACGUAUCGAUUAUCAGAUCCGAUCUCGACGUUCGAUCGGUAUCAAUCAUAGCGCUUGCAUUAAUUUCGUUUUUAAGAAAAUAGAUGAAGAUUUAAAAAAAAGAACAUUUGAUCGAUGUCUAUCUGUAAGUCGAUCGAAUGGAUGUUCUGACCACCUUAGGGACUUCCAUGAAACAGAAAAAAAAGAAAAGGUAAAGAAUUCUUUAGGAAUUGUAGAUUAUUUCUACUUGAUAGAUCGAUUAAAAUAAAAUUAGAGAAAGAACGAGAGAGAAAAAGAGAGAGAGAGAGAGAAAGAAAAAGAGAGAAAAGAGGAUUUUUCUCUUCCUCGCUUCAUCGAUCGAUCGGGAUUUCCAUUGAGAGUUUAUUUCUAUGUCAGAAACGUAAUAAACUCCUGCUAACUUCGGUUCGAUGUCAAUAUCUUCGAUAAAGAAUGAGAGAAAAGAAAAAGAAUUGAUAUUCAAAUCGAAGAAUUUCUCGCAUGAAUGUCCCUUCGGAGUGACGUGACGUGAAUCUAUGGGGUUGUUCUAUCGUCUCGUCAUCAUAAUUAUCUCAUAGAACAUCCCCGAUGUCCAGUGACUGAUAGUGCGCGUUAAUUUUAAGGUAGACGAUAAUUUUAAUAUGCUAUAUUCCAUUUUAUAUAAUACCUCGAAUGUUUACGUAUAUUACGCUAGUCGUAGAUUUAAAAGAUAAAAGGAGAGUUGACCUUCGAAAACGAUCCGAUUUGCACAGACCAAACGAGGUUAAAUUUCCUAUUCUUCUUUCUUUUUCUCUCUUUUCUUCUUUUUUUUGUUUAUCUUCGGAAUUUAAAGAUUUCGUCGUUGUUUCAAAUACGACGAUACCAUCCAAGAAAAUCAAAUUAUUUUCUUGUUUCUCUUUACCACUAAUCCUCGGAUCGUCUUCUAACGUCUUAGGUAAGAAUAUUGCCACGCUCGGGCGCUACCAUUCUGUGAUCCAAUGAAAAAAUAAGAUAAAAUAAAAAAUAAAAAAAAAAUUAAUUGAACUCGCAACGCAAAGAAGCGAAGGAAGGAGAAGAGAAUGGAAGGGAAGGGAAAAGUAAUAAGAGUAAUAAUUAAAAAAAAAAAAUCAUAACACGAAAAGAAAAAAAAAACAAGGGCAGAGAGACGAAUGAAAAAUGGAAUGUUCUUUCGAAAAAUCUUACUCUGUAAAUAUAUAUAUAUAUAUAUACAUAUAUAUAUAUUAUAUUAUAUUACAUUAUAUUAUAUUAUAUUAUAUUAUAUUAUAUUAUAUUAUUAUAUACACCUGUACCUUUUUUAAUUGAGACACUCUUAUACAUUUAUUAGAGAUUAAGGUGUCUCCACUUUUUGCAUUCCUGCGCAAUUCCAAUUUUUGUACGCUCUUGCAAAGACCGAUGGGGAAAUAUUAUUACAUGUAAUCGUAAAGGAAAUCGAAAAGAGUGGGAGAAUGUAUGUAUGUCCGAUAGAAAAAAGAACGUGAAAGAGAAAAGGAAAGAAAGAGAGAGAAACAGAAUGAAAGAAAAAGAGAGAUGGAUGCAUUUGUUAUGAUCAUACAAUUGAGUGAAAGUGCCUUUCACGAUGUUUCGUAUUCUUUGUAGCUUUUCGACGUCAAUGGGAAAGCACUUUGUCUUGUUUAUUAUCUUUAUUCUUAGUUAUUAUCUUUCGUACUUUGAUAUAUCAUAUAAAAAAAAAAGACAAAAAGAAACAGAAAAAUCUAUUAACAAGAGAUUUAAUAAAAAGAAACGUGUAAAACAAUGUCUCUUCAGCUUAAAUUUUACGAGAAACUUGCUAAUGUAUGUAUAUAUAUAUAUAUAUAUAUAUAUAUAUAUAUAUAUAUAUAUUAUAUACAUAUGUAUGUAAAUACAAAUAUAUAUAUAGUAAGUAUAUAUAUAUAUAUCUGGUAAGUUUUAAUGCUCUGUUUAUAAUUUUUCUCUUUUUAUUUUGUCAACAUAAUUAAGAGAUACUUCUCGCAUUCCCAGGACCGAAAGCCUGACAUAGUUAAACUAAUUUGAAAGAACUUAAUUUUAAACGGUGCAUAAUACUUCUUUACUUCGCUCAAACUUGUGAAUUGUUUAAAGAUAAGAGAAACAGAAGAAAAUUGAAAGGAAACAAGAAAAAACAAGAAAUAGGAAAGAAAUGGUAUCGUCGUUUAUCUAUACUAUACUUCUUCCCCUUCGAUUAAAAUCGUGCUCUAAUUCUAUACAAGUUGACAAACUUUUUUAUCAUUGUACAUUAUAAAAGAGAGUGAUUUUUUAAAUGCAUGAAAAAUACUGUGUAUAUACAUAGAUACAUACAUACAUACACACACAUAUACAUACAUACAGACAGAUGUACCUACGUACGUCCAUACAUACAUGCAUACAGACAUACAUACAUACAUAUAUAUAUAUAUAUAUACACACAUUUAUUUUUUAGAUUGUUGCGUAAUUCCUAUCAUAUUCCACGGGCUUACGUCAGAAUUCUCUCGUCAAAAAGAUGUAAAUUUGUUUACCUUCAGAAUCAAUGAGAAAUGAGCUGCCCGUUACAGUUGCAGAUAACAAUGAUCGAUUAUAUUUAUUUCUGUUUCUCUCUCUCUCUCUCUCCCUCUCUCUCUCUCUCUUUCUCUGUUUAAUAUUAUAUCAAGGAUAGAAAUGAUGCAACAAUCUAAUAUAUUCUUCCAUGAUUGGCAAAUAUGUCUGUAUCUUCUUUUCUCUUUAUGAUCGGUAUAUCUACCGAUUCGUCGAUCCGAGGUGCAGUUCUAUUCAAAAAAUAAGUGGUACAAUUUAUUUAUUACCACGUAGCUGUUAACUUCGAUUUAACGAAGAAAGAAAGGAAAAAAAGAAAAAGAAAAAGAAAUAGAAAAACGAACAAAAAAAAGAAGAAAAGAAGAAAAAAACAAAAACAAAAAGUAAAGAGAGCAGAGAGGAGAACAUAAUUUUAAAGUGCGAAGCUUCGCGGCUUUUAAAAUCGAUCUUAAAAAAUGUUAUGAAUGAUCGAAAAAAAAAAAGAAAACGAAAAUGGCAUUUCUUUGUAAUAACAAGUUGUCGUGAAAACUUAUAUACCGGAGACACGAUAAUCCAUUUCUUUCUUUUUUUGAAUGAGAGAAUUUAGAUCGGACAUAUCUAAAUACACAUAUUUAAGUACAUAGAUUGUUCGAUCGUCGAGAUAUAUGAGCGUGAGUAUGAGUGUGUAUACGUGUGUUUGUGCGUCUGUGUAUGCCUGUAUGCUUGUGUUUGUGAUCUGUUUUGAAACGAAGGGAAAAAGGUGUAAAGGCUUAGUGUUAAGGCCAAGUUUUCGAUUUAACGAGAAACUUAGAACGAAGAAAGGAAAAAAAGAAGGUACCCUAGAUUAUAUUUAGAAGUUUAAAUAUUACACACAGCCGAUUACGAUAUACGUCUUGUCUAAGAGACUAAUACGUUAUUAUUCCAACGUUACGCUCUUCUAUUCGAGUUAUUAGAAGGUAUCAGAACCAUCGCGUAGGAUAAAUCGAUCGACGUCACGUGCCGUUGACCUCGAGAGUUCAUGUAGUUACAUACGUAGCUACGUACUACAUACAUAUGUACAUACGUGCUACUUGAAGCAUCAGAGUCACACGGUAACGUGCAAUGAUCGUCUCGUCCGAUCCGAUUACAUUCAGAAAGGAUUUAUAUCACGCGAGUUUCUAAUUUAAUCGAGGAUGGUACAAACGUUUGAUUGAGAAUUGCCAAGGAUGAUUUGAAAUGAUGUACUUGAACAAUCAUCGAUCGUUAUGAUCAUUAUAAAUAUUUUUUCAAGGACAUUUCUUUGUAAAAAAAAAAGAAAAAACAGUACAGAUUCUUCAAUUUCUUGGUCACCAGAUCUCUCUUAUUAGUUUUUCUUUCCUUUUUAUUUCCUUCGUUCUUUUUUUUUUUUUAAAUACCCAUUUAAAGAAGUUUCGUAGGUUUUGUUUAUCUAAAAUAAAAGAAUAGAUUUUUCUUUUUUUAUAUUUUAUUAUACACAUAGUUAGAAGAUCUUAGAAGGAGUCUCGGGAACUCUUAGAAGCGUAUACACCAUGCUUUGAGAAUCAUUGACGUAGAAAGAGAGCUUUUUCCGUAGAUAAGAAAAAAAGGAACAAGGAAAAAGAUUUUUCAAAGACUAUGAAUUCUUUUCCUCCAUGCAUUUGGUCCAUAACGAUCUAUCGAUCCUCGAAGAAAUUGAGGAAAUAGAUCUUUCUCUCUGUCUCUUUCUAUCUCUUUCUUCGUGUAUGCACCCUUUUGUCUCUCCUCGUUGUCCCGAGGCGAACCGGCGAAAGGCGAUUCUUCGAAAAUUAAGGACAAUGUUUCCGAGCCGUUUGCGACGAUGCUUGCGAGGGGAAAAAAUAAUAUAAAAAUAACAAGCCCGCGUUUGGGAAGUUGGUCGAUGAAGAGAAGAGUAUCGGUAUAUACACAUAUAAUCGUUCGAUGAGACGUUUCUUCGUUGGUUCAACGAGGAAGGAGAACUUUUUUUAUUUUUCUCUUGUUCUUUUUUUGGAUUUCUAAGUUGUUCGUCGACGAACAUAAUGAAUUUACGUGAUCGUUAGUAAAAGUCCGAUAACGAGCGAAAAGGAAAAAAAGAAAAACGAAUUACGAAAAAAAGUAGUUUAAAGCAGACGUGUCAAACUUAUUUUAUUUCUUCGAUCGAUUAUGCUAAUUAAAUCAUAGUCGUGCGUUGCCAAGAGUUUCUUAGAUCCAUUUCAAUUCUCUUCGCAAAUUCUUUUCUUUUUAUUCUUUUUUCUUUUUUUUUUUUUUUAAUUCAACUUAUUUCCAUGCGUCAAAAAUUGAAUCAGUAGAAUAUCUUUUUACGCUUUACAAUAUCUUUAUAAUUUCUUUAACGCAAUGAGAAAAUUUGUUUGACAUGUACUUCUUUAAAUAAAAAAAUACGUAUGUACCUUCUUCGAGUGUUACCGAUCAACAUGAGAAAAAUCAAUCGAGUGAUUUCGUUUUUCGUAGCUUUAAGAAUAUUAAUAUCGUAGCGAGAAACGACGAAGUGAUCGCAUGAAAAAUGAUAAGAUAAAAAAAAAAGAAAAGAAGAAAAAAAAAGAAAAAGAGAAGAAAGCGAGAAAAUCGAGGGCCGAUAAGCGAGCCGUAAAAAUCGUAAUCAUUCUCAUAGUUACUAAAAUAUUAUCACAUCACUAUUUGCAAUUUACUGCUACCUACAAUUAUUACUAUACGAUUAGCAACUAAUAAGCUUUCUUAUGCCAUUUCUCUAUUGUACCACUUAUACAUUUGACGCACGACUUUUUCGAGAAUAAAUCUUUAUGAAACGCUCCAUUCUUUUGUAA
Vespula vulgaris is the source of this 10001-nucleotide messenger RNA. RefSeq lists its product as uncharacterized. The transcript is spliced from 2 exons. Bases 705 to 1577 code for a protein of 290 amino acids. Lineage: Eukaryota; Metazoa; Arthropoda; Insecta; Hymenoptera; Vespidae. The record is from RefSeq and is a predicted model, not a curated record.